AAGUACACACAGAAACAGCAGACAAGGCAGGUCAGACAGAUAAAGGUUCAGUAACAGUAGUGCAAGUACACACAGAAUCAGCAGACAAGGCAGGUCAGACAGAUAAAGGUUCAGUAACAGUAGUGCAAGUACACACAGAUUCAGCAGACAAGGCAGGUUAGGCAGAUAAAGGUUCAGUAACAGUAGUGCAAGUACACACAUAAUCAGCAGACAAGACAGGUCAGACAGAUAAAGGUUCAGUAACAGUAGUGCAAGUACACACAGAAUCAGCAGACAAGGCAGGUAAGACAGAUAAACGUUCAGUAACAGUAGUGCAAGUACACACAGAAUCAGCAGACAAGGCAGGUCAGACAGAUAAAGGUUCAGUAACAGUAGUGCAAGUACACACAGUAUCAGCAGACAAGGCAGGUCAGACAGAUAAAGGUUCAGUAAUAGUAGUACAAGUACACACAGAAUCAGCAGACAAGGCAGGUCAGACAGAUAAAGGUUCAGUAACAGUAGUGCAAGUACACACAGAAUCAGCAGACAAGGCAGGUCAGACAGAUAAAGGUUCAGUAACAGUAGUGCAAGUACACACAGAAUCAGCAGACAAGGCAGGUCAGACAGAUAAAGGUUCAGUAACAGUAGUGUAAGUACAAACAGAAUCAGCAGACAAGGCAGGUCAGACAGAUAAAGGUUCAGUAACAGUAGUGCAAGUACACACUGAAUCAACAGACAAGGCAGGUCAGACAGAUAAAGGUUCAGUAACAGUAGUGCAAGUACACACAGAAUCAGCAGACAAGGCAGGUCAGGCAGAUAAAGGUUCCGUAACAGUAGUGCAAGUACACACAGAAUCAGCAGAUAAGGCAGGUCAGACAGAUAAAGGUUCAGUAAUAGUAGUGCAAGUACACACAUAAUCAGCAGACAAGGCAGAUAAAGGUUCAGUAUCAGUAGUGCAAGUACACACAGAUUCAGCAGACAAGGCAGGUUAGGCAGAUAGAGGUUCAGUAACAGUAGUGCAAGUACACACAGUAUCAGCAGACAAGGCAGGUCAGACAGAUAAAGGUUUAGUAACAGUAGUGCAAGUACACACAGAAUCAGCAGACAAGGCAGGUCAGACAGAUAAAGUUCAGUAACAGUAGUGCAAGUACACACAGAAUCAGCAGACAAGGCAGGUCAGACAGAUAAAGGUUCAGUAACAGUAGUGCAAGUACACACAAAAUCAGCAGACAAGGCAGGUCAGGCAGAUAAAUGUUCAGUAACAGUAGUGCAAGUACACACAGAAUCAGCAGACAAGGCAGGUCAGGCAGAUAAAGGUUCAGUAACAGUAGUGCAAGUACACACAAAAUCAGCAGACAAGGCAGGUCAGGCAGAUAAAUGUUCAGUAACAGUAGUGCAAGUACACACAGAGUCAGCAGACAAGGCAGGUCAGACAUAUAAAGGUUCAGUAACAGUAGUGCAAGUACACACAGAAUCAGCAGACAAGGCAGAUCAGACAGAUAAAGAUUCAGUAACAGUAGUGCAUGUACACACAUAAUCAGCAGACAAGGCAGGUCAGACAGAUAAAGGUUCAGUAACAGUAGUGCAAGUACACACAUAAUCAGCAGACAAGGCAGGUCAGAUAGAUAAAGGUUCAGUAACAGUAGUGCAUGUACACACAUAAUCAGCAGACAAGGCAGGUCAGACAGAUAAAGGUUCAGUAACAGUAGUGCAAGUACACACAGAAUCAGCAGACAAGGCAGGUCAGGCAGAUAAAGGUUCAGUAACAGUAGUGCAAGUACACACAGAAUCAGCAGACAAGGCAGGUCAGACAGAUAAAGGUUCAGUAACAGUAGUGCAAGUACACACAGAAUCAGCAGACAAGGCAGGUCAGGCAGAUAAAGGUUCAGUAACAGUAGUGCAAGUACACACAGAAUCAGCAGACACGGCAGGUCAGACAGAUAAAGGUUCAGGAACAGUAGUGCAAGUACACACACAAUCAGCAGACAAGGCAGGUCAGGCAGACAAAGGUUCAGUAACAGUAGUGCAAGUACACACAUAAUCAGCAGACAAGGCAGGUCAGGCAGAUAAAGGUUCAGUAACAGUAGUGCAAGUACACACAGAAUCAGCAGACAAGGCAGGUUAGACAGAUAAAGGUUCAGUAACAGUAGUGCAAGUACACACAGAAUCAGCAGACAAGGCAGGUCAGACAGAUAAAGAUUCAGUAACAGUAGUGCAUCUACACACAGAAUCAGCAGACAAGGCAGGUCAGACAGAUAAAGGUUCAGUAACAGUAGUGCAAGUACACACAGAAUCAGCAGACAAGGCAGGUCAGGCAGAUAAAGGUUCAGUAACAGUAGUGCAAGUACACACAGAAUCAGCAGACAAGGCAGGUCAGGCAGAUAAAGGUUCAGUAACAGUAGUGCAAGUACACACAGAAUCAGCAGACAAGGCAGGUCAGACAGAUAAAGGUUCAGUAACAGUAGUGCAAGUACACACAGAAUCAGCAGACAAGGCAGGUCAGGCAAAUAAAGGUUCAGUAACAGUAGUGCAAGUACACACACAAUCAGCAGACAAGGCAGGUCAGGCAGACAAAGGUUCAGUAACAGUAGUGCAAGUACACACAGAAUCAGCAGACAAGGCAGGUCAGACAGAUAAAGGUUCAUUAACAGUAGUGCAAGUACACACAGAAUCAGCAGACAAGGCAGGUCAGACAGAUAAAGGUUCAGUAACAGUAGUGCAAGUACACACAUAAUCAGCAGACAAGGCAGGUCAGACAGAUAAAGGUUCAGUAACAGUAAUGCAAGUACAGACAGAAUCAACAGACAAGGCAGGUCAGACAGAUAAAGGAUCAGUAACAGUAGUGCAAGUACACACAUAAUCAGCAGACAAGGCAGGUCAGACAGAUAAAGGUUCAGUAACAGUAAUGCAUGUACAGACAGAAUCAACAAACAAGGCAGGUCAGACAGAUAAAGGUUCAGUAACAGUAGUGCAAGUACACACAGAAUCAGCAGACAAGGCAGGUCAGACAGAUAAAGGUUCAGUAACAGUAAUGCAAGUACAGACAGAAUCAGCAGACAAGGCAGGUCAGACAGAUAAAGGAUCAGUAACAGCAGUGCAAGUACACACAGAAUCAGCAGACAAGGCAGGUCAGGCAGAUAAAGGUUCAGUAACAGUAGUGCAAGUACACACAGAAUCAGCAGACAAGGCAGGUCAGACAGAUAAAGGUUCAGUAACAGUAGUGCAAGUACACACAGAAUCAACAGACAAGGCAGGUCAGACAGAUAAAGGUUCAGUAACAGUAGUGCAAGUACACACAGAAUCAGCAGACAAGGCAGGUCAGACAGAUAAAGGAUCAGUAACAGUAGUGCAUGUACACACAGAAUCAGCAGACAAGGCAGGUCAGACAGAUAAAGGUUCAGUAACAGUAGUGCAAGUACACACUGAAUCAGCAGACAAGGCAGGUCAGGCAGAUAAAGGUUCAGUAACAGUAGUGCAAGUACACACAGAAUCAGCAGACAAGGCAGGUCAGACAGAUAAAGGUUCAGUAACAGUAGUGCAAGUACACACAGAAUCAGCAGACAAGGCAGGUCAGACAGAUAAAGGUUCAGUAACAGUAGUGCAAGUACACACAGAAUCAGCAGACAAGGCAGGUCAGGCAGAUAAAGGUUCAGUAACAGUAGUGCAAGUACUCACAGAAUCAGCAGACAAGGCAGGUCAGACAGAUAAAGGUUCAGUAACAGUAGUGCAAGUACACACAGAAUCAGCAGACAAGGCAGGUCAGACAGAUAAAGGUUCAGUAACAGUAGCGCAAGUACACACAGAAUCAGCAGACACGGCAGGUCAGACAGAUAAAGGUUCAGUAACAGUAGUGCAAGUACACACAGAAUCAGCAGACAAGGCAGGUCAGACAGAUAAAGAUCCAGUAACAGCAGUGCAAGUACACACAGAAUCAGCAGACAAGGCACGUCAGACAGAUAAAGGUUCAGUAACAGUAGUGCAAGUACACACAGAAUCAGCAGACAAGGCAGGUCAGACAGAUAAAGGUUCAGUAACAGUAGCGCAAGUACACACAGAAUCAGCAGACACGGCAGGUCAGACAGAUAAAGGUUCAGUAACAGUAGUGCAAGUACACACAGAAUCAGCAGACAAGGCAGGUCAGACAGAUAAAGAUUCAGUAACAGCAGUGCAAGUACACACAGAAUCAGCAGACAAGGCACGUCAGACAGAUAAAGGUUCACUAACAGUAGUGCAAGUACACACAGUAUCAGCAGACAAGGCAGGUCAAACAGAUAAAGGUUCAGUAACAGCAGUGCAAGUACACACAGAAUCAGUAGACAAGGUAGGUCAGACAGAUAAAGGUUCAGUAACAGUAGUGUAAGUACAAACAGAAUCAGCAGACAAGGCAGGUCAGACAGAUAAAGGUUCAGUAACAGUAGUGCAAGUACACACAGAAUCAGCAGACAAGGCAGGUCAGACAGAUAAUGGUUCAGUAACAGUAGUGCAAGUACACACAGUAUCAGCAGACAAGGCAGGUCAGGCAGAUAAAGGUUCAGUAACAGUAAUGCAAGUACACACAGAAUCAGCAGACAAGGCAGGUCAGACAGAUAAAGGUUCAGUAACAGUAGUGCAAGUACACACAGAAUCAGCAGACAAGGCAGGUCAGACAGAUAAAGGUACAGUAACAGUAGUGCAAGUACACACAGAAUCAGCAGACAAGGCAGGUCAGACAGAUAAAGAUUCAGUAACAGUAGUGCAAGUACACACAGAAUCAGCAGACACGGCAGGUCAGACAGAUAAAGGUUCAGUAACAGUAGUGCAAGUACACACAGAAUCAGCAGACAAGGCAGGUCAGGCAAAUAAAGGUUCAGGAACAGUAGUGCAAGUACACACACAAUCAGCAGACAAGGCAGGUCAGGCAGACAAAGGUUCAGUAACAGUAGUGCAAGUACACACAUAAUCAGCAGACAAGGCAGGUCAGGCAGAUAAAGGUUCCGUAACAGUAGUGCAAGUACACACAGAAUCAGCAGACAAGGCAGGUUAGACAGAUAAAGGUUCAGUAACAUUAGUGCAAGUACACACAGAAUCAGCAGACAAGGCAGGUCAGACAGAUAAAGAUUCAGUAACAGUAGUGCAUGUACACACAGAAUCAGCAGACAAGGCAGGUCAGACAGAUAAAGGUUCAGUAACAUUAGUGCUAGUACACACAGAAUCAGCAGACAAGGCAGGUCAGACAGAUAAAGGUUCAGUAACAGUAGUGCAAGUACACACAGAAUCAGCAGAUAAGCAGGUCAGGCAGAUAAAGGUUCAGUAACAGUAGUGCAAGUACACACAGAAUCAGCAGACAAGGGAGGUCAGACAGAUAAAGGUUCAGUAACAGUAGUGCAAGUACACACUGAAUCAGCAGACAAGGCAGGUCAGGCAGAUAAAGGUUCAGUAACAGUAGUGCAAGUACACACAGAAUCAGCAGACAAGGCAGGUCAGACAGAUAAAGGUUCAGUAACAGUAGUGCAAGUACACACAGAAUCAGCAGACAAUGCAGGUCAGACAGAUAAAGGUUCAGUAACAGUAGUGCAAGUACACACAGAAUCAGCAGACAAGACAGGUCAGACAGAUAAAGGUUCAUUAACAGUAGUGCAAGUACACACAGUAUCAGCAGACAAGGCAGGUCAGGCAAAUAAAGGUUCUGUAACAGUAGUGCAGGUACACACACAAUCAGCAGACAAGGCAGGUCAGGCAGACAAAGGUUCAGUAACAGUAGUGCAAGUACACACAGAAUCAGCAGACAAGGCAGGUCAGACAGAUAAAGGUUCAGUAACAGUAGUGCAAGUACACACAGAAUCAGCAGACAAGGCAGGUCAGACAGAUAAAGGUUCAGUAACAGUAGUGCAAGUACACACAUAAUCAGCAGACAAGGCAGGUCAGACAGAUAAAGGUUCAGUAACAGUAAUGUAAGUACAGACAGAAUCAACAGACAAGGCAGGUCAGACAGAUAAAGGAUCAGUAACAGUAGUGCAAGUACACACAGAAUCAGCAGACAAGGCAGGUCAGGCAGAUAAAGGUUCAGUAACAGUAGUGCAAGUACACACAGAAUCAGCAGACAAGGCAGGUCAGGCAGAUAAAGGUUCAGUAACAGUAGUGCAAGUACACACAGAAUCAGCAGACAAGGCAGGUCAGGCAGAUAAAGGUUCAGUAACAGUAGUGCAAGUACACACAGAAUCAGCAGACAAGGCAGGUCAGACAGAUAAAGGUUCAGUAACAGUAAUGCAAGUACAGACAGAAUCAGCAGACAAGGCAGGUCAGACAGAUAAAGGAUCAGUAACAGCAGUGCAAGUACACACAGAAUCAGUAGACAAGGCAGGUCAGGCAGAUAAAGGUUCAGUAACAGUAGUGCAAGUACACACAGAAUCAGCAGACAAGGCAGGUUAGACAGAUAAAGGUUCAGUAACAUUAGUGCAAGUACACACAGAAUCAGCAGACAAGGCAGGUCAGACAGAUAAAGGUUCAGUAACAGCAGUGCAAGUACACACAGAAUCAGCAGACAAGGCAGGUCAGACAGAUAAAGGUUCAGUAACAGUAGUGCAAGUACACACAGAAUCAGCAGACAAGGCAGGUCAGACAGAUAAAGGUUCAUUAACAGUAGUGCAAGUACACACAGAAUCAGCAGACAAGGCAGGUCAGACAGAUAAAGGUUCAGUAACAGUAGUGCAAGUACACACAGAAUCAGCAGACAAGGCAGGUCAGACAGAUAAAGGUUCAGUAACAGUAGUGCAAGUACACACAGAAUCAGCAGACAAGGCAGGUCAGACAGAUAAAGGUUCAGUAACAGUAGUGCAUGUACACACAGAAUCAGCAGACAAGGCAGGUCAGACAGAUAAAGGUUCAGUAACAGUAGUGCAAGUACACACUGAAUCAGCAGACAAGGCAGGUCAGGCAGAUAAAGGUUCAGUAACAGUAGUGCAAGUACACACAGAAUCAGCAGACAAGGCAGGUCAGGCAGAUAAAGGUUCAGUAACAGUAGUGCAAGUGCACACAGAAUCAGCAGACAAGGCAGUUCAGGCAGAUAAUGGUUCAGUAACAGUUGUGCAAGUACACACAGAAUCAGCAGACAAGGCAGGUCAGACAGAUAAAGGUUCAGUAACAGUAAUGCAAGUACACACAGAAUCAGCAGACAAGGCAGGUCAGGCACAUAAAGAUUCAGUAACAAUAGUGCAAGUACACACAGAAUCAGUAGACAAGGCAGGUCAGGCCGAUAAAGGUUCAAUAACAGUAGUGCAAGUACACACAGAAUCAGUAGGCAAGGUAGGUCAGACAGAUAAAGGUUCAGUUACAGUAGUGCAAGUACACACAGAAUCAGCAGACAAGGCAGGUCAGGCACAUAAAGAUUCAGUAACAAUAGUGCAAGUACACACAGAAUCAGUAGACAAGGCAGGUCAGGCUGAUAAAGGUUCAGUAACAGUCGUGCAAGUACACACAGAAUCAGCAGACAAGGCAGGUCAGACAGAUAAAGGCUCAGUAACAGUAGUGCAAGUACACACAGAAUCAGCAGACAAGGCAGGUCAGACAGAUAAAGGUUCAGUAACAGUAGUGCAAGUGCACACAGAAUCAGCAGACAAGGCAGUUCAGGCAGAUAAUGGUUCAGUAACAGUAGUGCAAGUACACACAGAAUCAGCAGACAAGGCAGGUCAGACAGAUAAAGGUUCAGUAACAGUAAUGCAAGUGCACACAGAAUCAGCAGACAAGGCAGGUUAGGCAGAUAAAGGUUCAGUAACAGUUCUGCAGCGUACAAUUUGUUUGCUGUAUAGCAUUGUGGUAUUUUCAUUGCAGUAGAAUAUUGAAUACAUUGUAUGGAAGCUCCGGUUAUUUUAUGAUUUAUUUUUUUUCAAAGCCAUUACAAUAAUGACUAAUAAUAACUACUGAAUUUAUUUAAAACCCACUUAUGUUUGUGAUAUUUUUGGGUUUUGUUUUCCUUCUGAUAAUUUAAAUGCUAAAAGGUUGUGCGUUAUAGCCUUGCAAAAUGUUACAGAAGAAAAUCAUACGGCUAGAUUUAGAGUUCUGCGGCCAAAGGGGUGCGUUAGCUACGCGUGUUUUUUUCCCCCCGCAUCUUUUAAAUACCGCUGGUAUUUAGAGUUCACAGAAGGGCUGCGUUAGGCUCCAAAAAGGGAGCGUAGAGCAUAAUUUACCGCCACUGCAACUCUCAAUACCAGCGGUGCUUACGGACGCGGCCAGCUUAAAAAACGUGCUUGUGCAUGAUUCCCCCAUAGGAAACAAUGGGACAGUUUGAGCUGAAAAAAAAAAAGCAGUGUUCAGCUCCUAACGCAGCCCCAUUCUUUCCUAUGGGGAAACACUUCCUAUGUCUGCACCUAACACCCUAACAUGUACCCCGAGUCUAAACACCCCUAACCUUACACUUAUUAACCCCUAAUCUGCCGCCCCCGCUAUCGCUGAUCCCUGCAUAUUAUUUUUAACCCCUAAUCUGCUGCUCCGUACACCGCCGCAACCUACGUUAUCCCUAUGUACCCUUAAUCUGCUGCCCCUAACACCGCCGACCCCUAUAAUAUAUUUAGUAACCCUUAAUCUGCCGCCCCCAACGUCGCCGCCACCUACCUACAAUUAUUAACCCCUAAUCUGCCGACCGGAC
This is a messenger RNA of Bombina bombina (fire-bellied toad), 8599 nucleotides long. Its product is annotated as putative surface protein SACOL0050. The coding region runs from base 2885 to 4339 and encodes 484 amino acids. NCBI's taxonomy places the organism in Eukaryota, Metazoa, Chordata, Amphibia, Anura, Bombinatoridae. The transcript has 2 exons. The record is from RefSeq and is a predicted model, not a curated record.